CAGGUCCUUCCACCUUCCUGACCUAAUCCUCACAACACUACCUUCUCGGUAUCUGCAUUAGCUCCCGACUCGACGUUUCAAUCCUUCCUCUUCAUUUCGUGACGACUGAGAAGAUUUUUGACAAGAAAAAAAAAUGGACGCCACCGAAGUUCACGAAGCCUCCGUCGGUGUCGACGAGACCAUGACCGAUGCGUUGAGCCCUGUGGGCGACGCGGAAAUGAUCCCCAAGACAGAGGAGGAGUAUGCGCAGUCGAUGCUGACUCUGCGGGCGAUUGUCUCGUCCAAGGAAGCCGGCGUCAUCAUCGGCAAGGCCGGGAAGAACGUUGCGGAUCUGCGCGAUGAGACCGGCGUCAAGGCCGGAGUGAGCAAGGUGGUGCCAGGCGUCCAUGACAGAGUCCUGACUGUCACCGGACCUCUACAAGGCACUGCUAGAGCCUACGCGAUUGUGGCUAAGAGUCUGCUUGAGGGUGCUCCGCAGUUGGGAAUGGGUGGAAUCGCUGCCAACAACGGAACCCACCCUAUCCGUCUCCUCAUCUCCCACAACCAGAUGGGCACCAUCAUCGGGCGCUCGGGCUUGAAGAUCAAGCAUAUCCAGGACGCGUCCGGGGUACGGAUGGUCGCACAGAAGGACAUGCUGCCGCAAUCCACCGAGCGGAUCGUCGAGGUGCAGGGCACUCCCGAAGGUGUGGAGAAGGCCAUCUGGGAGAUUGGCAAGUGUCUCAUCGACGAUUGGCAGCGCGGUACUGGAACAGUCCUCUACAAUCCUGCGGUCCGCGCCUCGCCGGUUGGCACUACGGGGGCUCCUGCGGCCAGCAACUACGGCAGUCGCCCCUACAACCGUACGGGUAACGGCGCCGAUUUCAGCGACCAGACCGGGACCUACACCAACCGGCGGUCGAACUCGGAUGCCGGAAACCGGGGUUAUCCCCUGGUCACCGAGGAUGGUGAGGAGGUUCAGACCCAGAACAUCAGCAUCCCUGCAGACAUGGUCGGAUGUAUCAUUGGUCGCGGAGGCAGCAAGAUCACCGAGAUCCGUCGGAGCUCUGGAGCUCGCAUCUCCAUCGCCAAGGCCCCUCACGACGAGACGGGCGAGCGCAUGUUCACCAUCAUGGGCAGCGCGCAGGCCAACGAGAAGGCCCUGUAUCUCCUGUACGAGAACCUCGAGGCGGAGAAGACCCGUCGGAGCCAGCUUCCCCAGGAAUGAUUGCCCAGCAUCCACCCCCCUCCCUCAGUUCCGUUUCCCUUUGUCAUGACUGGCGUCAAAAGGAUAUGCUGGACUGCUGUUGAAUGUCUCUGCGCUCUUUGUUACUCUCUCUUCCAUCUUCCAUCUUCUCUCGCGUUUCCUUGAAUUUCUCUCCUCGGACCUUUUUUCUCUCUUCACCCCUCCCCCCCACCUUUUUUUUCUUAAAAAAAAAA
Messenger RNA from Penicilliopsis zonata CBS 506.65, 1416 nucleotides. RefSeq lists its product as hypothetical. Gene Ontology annotation, cellular component: nucleus; cytoplasm. NCBI's taxonomy places the organism in Eukaryota, Fungi, Ascomycota, Eurotiomycetes, Eurotiales, Aspergillaceae. The transcript has 2 exons. Gene Ontology annotation, biological process: 3'-UTR-mediated mRNA stabilization. The coding region runs from base 134 to 1204 and encodes 356 amino acids. The record is from RefSeq and is a predicted model, not a curated record. Gene Ontology annotation, molecular function: mRNA 3'-UTR AU-rich region binding.